This is a messenger RNA of Prosopis cineraria, 333 nucleotides long. RefSeq names its product defensin-like protein 182. Bases 1 to 333 code for a protein of 110 amino acids. The transcript has a single exon. Lineage: Eukaryota; Viridiplantae; Streptophyta; Magnoliopsida; Fabales; Fabaceae. The record is from RefSeq and is a predicted model, not a curated record.
AUGGUGAUGAUGGGGAAUGCAAAUGUAUGCUCAGACGUGGUGGGAGUGGGAAAUCCUUGUAAUGCAGCACCAGGAGGGGCCUGCUACAACGAUUGUAUUGCGAAGCAUUCUAAUGGGAAGGCAGUGUGCGAGGGAGGCACUUGCAUGUGCUAUUACGAGUGUGCGGGUCCUCCCACCAAGAAAUGUAAUGUGGGUUUGGGAAGGUGCAGUGCUGAUUGCCAAGAUCAAUGCUGUGCCUCCAAGUGUUCUUCUUCCCAUCCUGGUGGUGUUGGCUACUGCGAUGACAGUUUGGGCAAGCAAAAUGCCUUGUGUCAAUGCCAGUACCCUUGUUAG